Messenger RNA from Diaporthe citri, 1137 nucleotides. RefSeq lists its product as uncharacterized. Bases 1 to 1137 code for a protein of 378 amino acids. The transcript is spliced from 2 exons. The record is from RefSeq and is a predicted model, not a curated record. Lineage: Eukaryota; Fungi; Ascomycota; Sordariomycetes; Diaporthales; Diaporthaceae.
AUGGUCAAGCCCCCGUUGAGUGAAUCUUGGAUCGCUGGAGAGAGUCUUCUCGACACAGGGUUUCAGAUUCUCAAAGCGGCAGCCUGUAUGGAGUCAUGGAAUGAGUACGAUAUCUCAGCUGAGUUCGCGGCGGAGUUAAUGUGUGAUUGGGCGCCUUCUUGGCUCUUAUCGAUGGAGAAAUCCGAAAAGCGAAAGAAAUACGAUUGGCCUCACGCUGAAAAAGAAGGCGUCAACACAUUCCGGCUGGACGAGCACGUCUGGAUUUGGCGUGCACUGAAGUCACUCGAACUGAAGAACCGCCAAGCAUGGGAUAAAAUGCUUGACAAGUCCCGAAAGAGCCAGCUUGCGGCGCAGGAAAAUGAGCAGGAGGUUUCUGACGGGCCAUCUUCCGGUUGGGAGGACGAAAUCUUGCGCCUACGCAAGACCUUCCGGGAAUCCAGGUUCAUACUGCAUGGUCGCGACACGGCGCUUGUCUACAGCGAACCGUUCGAUUUCCUGGUAAAAGGCAACUCAGUCCAGGAGCUAUGGAAGAUCACAAUUCAAUGCCAGAUGUACCACACUGAAUACCAGCACACAAACUGGCGGAAGACCUUGCGCUACGCACUAUACAUUAUGCUAGGCGCUCGUGACCUCGACAUGAACGGCACGCAACCAGCUGAGCUGGUCCGAACGGCAACAGACAUCCUGAUCCGCAGCUCCAGCCCCAACGGCUUUUUCCCUAGUCGAAUUGAAAUCUCGACGAACGAACCUGUGGAAGCGUCACGUAUUGCGGAGGAAGACCUGGGAUCCUACUACCAUGCCAGCUUCGAGAUCCCAUACAUUCUCCUUGCCCACAUGGAGCCAGUGAUCGCCGCCUACACACGUUCAAAACGAGAAGUGCUAAAGUUUAGGCGACACUCCGACUCAAUGCUUGGAGGCAAUUUCCCACGGACAGGAUCAGUACCGCAGAGUAUCGGUCAGUUGCAAGGUGAUGCAGAGAAGGUGCUCCUGCGCCUUCUCUUGAGCCGAUCCACAAUUUCUGACCUCGAUAACAAUGAGGUCUUCCGAGAUGUCAGACGGACCACCAAGAAAGCUGUGCCCUUCGAUCAACUCGUCGACUCCAGCAACAUUGUGAAGCUUGAUGAUGAGUGGCUGUAG